AUGUACCAUGCAGAGUUUCGUUCGAAGCGUGUUAUUAGUCUUGACAUCAAAUGGAAUUCAGCUUCACCCGACAGCAAGGUUGCAACUCUUCAAUUAUGUCAUGAAAGUCGUUGUAUCAUCAUUCAGCUACUCCACUUGGAUUUGAUCCCGAACUCUUUAAGAAACUUGCUUUCGGAUAGAUCAAUCACUUUUGUUGGUGUUGGUAUCACACAGGAUAUUGCGAAGCUGGAUCGUGACUAUGGUUUUAAGUGCUGGGCAGGUAAUGAGUUGGGUGCACUUUCUAACAGAUUUUUUGGUAGGCCUAAGGUUACCCAGCUAAAUUGUGGUGCUGAAUUCGCUUCCACGAUGCAUAAAUUGUUUGAACUUCCUGUUGGGAAACCGGUAAAUGUGGCUCGCUCAGACUGGAGCAGAAACAUCCUCGGUAUUGAACAAAUCAAAUACGCUGCCAUUGAUGCUUAUGUUUAUUUCCAAUAUGGAGAACACUUGUGCCAAUUGCUAAGAUUAAGGGGUGAAAACAUCUAG
Molecule: messenger RNA, 522 nt
Organism: Papaver somniferum (opium poppy)
Lineage: Eukaryota; Viridiplantae; Streptophyta; Magnoliopsida; Ranunculales; Papaveraceae
Product: Werner Syndrome-like exonuclease
Exons: 2
Coding region: 1-522 (173 amino acids)
Biological process (GO): nucleobase-containing compound metabolic process
Cellular component (GO): nucleus; cytoplasm
Molecular function (GO): 3'-5' exonuclease activity; nucleic acid binding
Source: RefSeq, a predicted model, not a curated record